Molecule: messenger RNA, 1050 nt
Organism: Aspergillus calidoustus
Lineage: Eukaryota; Fungi; Ascomycota; Eurotiomycetes; Eurotiales; Aspergillaceae
Source: the annotation of a GenBank genome assembly
AUGUAUAAUACCACGGCUUGUGUUAUCACUGCCAUCAUUCUCUACGUCCUAUCUUGUAUCUUGCUCACUCUUCGAGUCUACGUUCGAUUCUUCCUACUACGGAAUUCCGCGAUCGAUGAUUAUAUCGCCACAAUUGCAGCAGUUACGAAUUCUGCGCUUUCAAUCAGCUACGUGCUUGGGGUUUUACGGUACGGCCUUGGACGCGACAUACCCAGCGAGGCCUCGCAGCAUGGGCUCAAGGUCAUUCUGGUCGGAGAGCUCUUCUAUUUCCUCACGACGUACCUCGCCAAAUUGUCCUUCAUUUUUACCCUCUUCCGCAUCGUGAUCAGCAAAGCUCACAGUUACACCCUGUACCUUCUUACAAUCUCCGGCGCUGCGAUCUCGAUAUUUGCAUGGUUCUGGGUCCUGUUCUUCUGCAAGCCUGUGCAGUACUUCUGGGAGCAGGUCGUCGACAUUGAGGGUGGAGGCUCCUGCAAGUCGGUUUCCAGCCAGGGCAUUGUUAUUACCAUCCACGCCGCUUGGGUCCUCAUCGCGGACAUGACCCUCGGUCUCGGCCUCCCCAUCCUCCUCCUGUGGAACUCGAAGAUGCAUCGCAAAAUGAGAGCGUCGGUAUAUUUCCUGCUCGGGAUCAGUUCAGUAGCAAGCAUCGCAACAAUCGUCCGACUCGUCUAUCUCCCCCGCAAACCCGUCUCGGACCCGCUCAUGGCCAACCACCCCAUCAUCUUCUGGUCCAUCGUUGAAGCCGCGAUCAGUAUCAUCUGCACGGCUGGCGUGACGCUGAAGCCGCUGGUCGUUCGCCUCGGGGUAUUUGGUUCCUCGCGGUCGCGCACGAACCCGGAGGACUCGAGCACCGCGGUUCACCGCUGGGGCAUGCACCCGGGACCCUCUGCAUGGACUCAAGCGGGUGGAAGACGAUCUAUUGGGCAUUCGACCAAAUGGUACGGCGAACCGCUGGAGUUGGAAACGCGGAGUAUGCCUGGUUCGCCCGCGGACGAGAUGGGGGCGAUUGUUGUGCGGACGGAGAUUCAUCUACACCGCGAUCAUUACUAG